Molecule: messenger RNA, 1077 nt
Organism: Coturnix japonica (Japanese quail)
Lineage: Eukaryota; Metazoa; Chordata; Aves; Galliformes; Phasianidae
Source: RefSeq, a predicted model, not a curated record
UGCAGCAGCUCUGCUCACCAUGGAGCUUUUUGAUUCCUUUCCUUUCAGCAUCCUCCUGGUCCUGCACCUGCUGGUCUCGUACCCGUACAGCUGGCUGGCCCUGCACAGCUUGCCGCUGGGCCCCUUCCUCACAACCAUCCUCCUGAUCCAGGCUGCCACCAGCCUGCUGGCAUUCAGCUUCUCCAACCUGGAGUUCCUCCAGGCAGGAAGGACCCAGAGGGACGCACUGAAGCGGAGCAGCACAGUGAAGCAGCAGCACUGCCACCAUUCCUGCUGGCAGCAAAUUCUUUCUGCCUGCUGUGAUAGCUGCAGGAGGUACUUCUGCCAGCAUUGCCAGGCACCGAGGAAGUACAUCAGGUCCCAGCGUUGCCCGUGGCAUCGUCCCACCAUCUCCUAUUACCGCUGCGUCCACCUCCUGCUGACAGUCGCCACAUCCCAAUCCAUGGCAGUGCAGCUGUCCUGCAUCCUCCUCCCACUGCUCUGCCCCCUGCAGCCCAUCACCAUGCAGAAGAUCGAUGUAAUCACGGUCACCCUCUUCACUAUCCUCUACCUGAACCCCAUCAUGCUCUGGUCCCUAUGGGGCACCCGAGCACAGAACAAACCGAGGCAGCGGGUACGGCCACAGGGCACCAGAGCAGCAGAUGGCACCAUGACGCAUCAGUGCUCCACAUGGCUCAAUCCCACUGUGCAAGCACCUGAGCGCAAGGAGGCUCACACCUGCCUAUGCUGUGCCCUAUGGAAGUCAAGUACUGAGACCAUCACCACCAACUCCUGCACGAGCUCAUCACCAUCCCAGAACUGCUCGAUGCUGGCAGUGUGGACAUCAUCCCAGAUGGAUGCAGCGAUGUCCCAAGAGGAGGAGGGCCACGAGGCUGCUGUCACAGGUGAAGGCCAGGAGGAUGAGCAGAAGCUGAAGGCAGAGCCCAUUGCCAUGCUUGGGUAGCCAGGACACCAAGGAGUGACAACCAUCCCGGAUACCAAGAGCAGCUGGCACACAUGGGAAGACACCUCCCUCACCCCAGUGUUCACGCUGUGGUCCAUUUGGACAAAAAGGCAAUAAACAUUUCCCUCCAUGCA